Molecule: messenger RNA, 3222 nt
Organism: Penicillium cataractarum
Lineage: Eukaryota; Fungi; Ascomycota; Eurotiomycetes; Eurotiales; Aspergillaceae
Product: putative potassium/sodium P-type ATPase
Exons: 5
Coding region: 1-3222 (1073 amino acids)
Biological process (GO): intracellular calcium ion homeostasis; calcium ion transmembrane transport
Cellular component (GO): plasma membrane
Molecular function (GO): ATP binding; ATP hydrolysis activity; P-type calcium transporter activity
Source: RefSeq, a predicted model, not a curated record
AUGGGCAUAGAGACGCUUCCUGAUGUCGAGGAAUCGACAGAGCCUCCUAUAUGUGCCCUAAGGGAGUACACUUCAAAUCCACAGGGAACUGCUGCCCUAAGCUUUGAGCCCUGCGACGCCAAUGAAAAGCCAACCCUAGAGCCGACCAGUCAUAGUCUGCCUCCUAGCGGUGACCUGCACGUAUCACCCGAGCCCUUGCAAAGUCUUGAAGAUCAAAUCAGAAAUACCCAUCUUCUGGAGCCAGCUAGAAUUGCUGAGCUCCUCCGAACAGAUCUCAACAAUGGUCUCUCCAAAGUCGAGGCCAACGAGCGCCUCCAGAAAGAUGGUCCUAAUUCCGUCCAGGAAGUCAAGAGCAUCUCCGUCUGGGGGAUACUGCUGAGGCAGGUGUCCAACAGUCUGACUAUAGUCCUACUCAUUACCAUGGCUCUCUCCUUUGGAAUUGACGAUUACAUCGAAGGUGGAGUCAUAACAGCCGUGAUUCUCCUGAAUAUCAUCGUGGGCUUUUUCCAAGACUAUCGAGCAGAAAAGACCAUACUAUCACUGCACCGCCUCUCCGCACCAGAAUGCAAAGUCAUCCGCGAUGGCCGAGUGAAUACCGUCAAGGCCGAAUCUUUGGUGGUUGGAGACAUAGUCCGGCUGGCGGUUGGAGACAUUGUGCCCGCAGACCUACGACUUUUUGAAGGAAUGAAUGCUUCAAUGGAUGAAGCAUUACUGACGGGAGAGUCUUUGCCGGUACUGAAAACACCGAAUGCCACCCUGGUAUCCCCGGACAUCCCCAUCGGCGAUCGCACAAAUAUGGCAUAUUCAGGAUGCAGUACUACCCAGGGUCGAGCAACGGGAGUCGUGGUUGCUACUGGCAUGAACACUGAGGUUGGAAAGAUUGCCCAACUGCUUCAGGAAAACGGACAUUCUGGCGAGGGAAGCUCAUUCGCAAGGGCAUUGAAGCGAGUCAAGACUUCAGGUGCAAAGAUUCUAGGUCUAGUUGGAACUCCUCUGCAGGUUAAGCUGAGCAAGUUUGCCCUACUGCUUUUCGCUCUUGCGAUUUUGCUGGCCAUCAUUGUCUUUUCGGUCAAUUUGUGGGACGUCCAGGGUGAAGUUUUGAUUUACGGAAUCUGCGUAGCUGUGGCAGUGAUUCCGGAAUCUUUGAUCGCAGUGCUCACGAUUACGAUUGCCGUGGGUACAAAGGCCAUGGCUCGGGGGAAUGUCAUCGUUCGAAAGCUGCAGUGUCUGGAAGCCGUCGGGGGUGUCACAAAUAUUUGCUCAGAUAAGACUGGAACUUUGACCCAGGGCAAGAUGAUCGCUCGCUCUGCAUGGAUCCCCAGUGCUGGAACUUUGUCAGUACGCCAGACGACUGACCCAUAUGACCCGACAAGCGGGAUUGUCCAGCUGGAUGAGAUCAAUUGGAAUUCAGAUUACCCUGUUGAGCAACACCCGGCUCUCCAUACAUUCCUCUCGUCCAUUUCUCUUUGCAAUCUAUCGGCGGUGCAUUGUGACAACAAUGUCUGGACUGCUGUCGGCGAACCGACGGAGAUAGCCCUACACGUCCUUGCCAUGCGUUUUGACUUUGGCAAAAGUGCGGUGAUGGCCAGACGUGGAAUAGAGCUGCAUACUGAGUAUCCUUUUGACUCGGCGAUUAAGAGAAUGUCAGUCAUCUACCGGAACCCCGCAGAGAAGGUGAACGAGACAUACACGAAGGGUGCACCCGAGGCGGUUAUCCCGUCACUGUCAAUUUCCGAUGACGAACGGCGUGUCAUUCGAGAGACUGCAGAUAGAAUGGCAGGCGAAGGUCUCCGUGUUCUCUGCAUAGCCUACAAAAGAUCACCCAUCAACGAUGAUAAGCAAGUGUCCCCGCGAAGCGCUGCUGAAUAUAAUUUGCAAUUCGGCGGACUAGUUGGCCUUUACGACCCUCCUCGAGUUGAGACGGCUGCAGCAGUGCGCAAAUGCCAGAUGGCAGGCAUUACUGUUCAUAUGUUGACGGGAGAUCAUAUCAAGACGGCAACGGCUAUCGCCUCCGAAGUUGGAAUCCUUGAUCGAGUCACGGCCAUUGCAAAGUCAAGACAUCUAGUCAUGGCUGCGGAUGAGUUUGACAGGUUGACGGACGAGGAAGUUGACCAAAUUGAAGAAUUACCUUUGGUCAUUGCACGUUGCAGUCCCGCGACCAAGGUCCGCAUGGUUGAAGCAAUGCAUCGUCGUCAAGCAUUCUGCGUGAUGACGGGUGAUGGAGUUAACGAUUCACCUGCCCUGAAGAGAGCAGAUGUCGGUAUUGCCAUGGGAAAGAACGGAAGUGAUGUGGCCAAAGAGGCUGCGGACAUGGUUCUCACGGAUGACAACUUUUCGUCUAUCGUCAAAGCCGUUGAAGAGGGGAGGAGACUGUUUGAUAAUAUUCAGAAGUUCCUCAUGCACCUGCUCAUUUCGAACAUUGCGCAAGUGAUUCUGCUUCUCAUUGCUCUUGCAUUCAAGGAUACCGGAGGAAACUCCGUGUUUCCUCUCUCCCCAUUGGAGAUAUUAUGGGCCAACCUGGUCACAUCCUCGUUCCUGGCCGUCGGACUAGGUCUCGAGGAAUCUCAACCCGAUAUCAUGUAUCGCCCUCCGCAUGACCUGCGCGUCGGAGUAUUCACACGGGAGCUCAUCGUCGACAAAAUGAUAUACGGAACUUUCAUGGGCUCCUUAUGCCUAGUCGCAUUCGUCUGUGUCAUCUACGCCGCUGGAACCGGUGCCUCAGACCUGGGCGAUGGCUGCAACCAAGGCUACAACUCAACCUGCGACACUGUGUUCCGGGCACGCGCCACAACGUAUGCAACCCUGACCUUCCUCCUGCUCGUGACAGCCUGGGAAGUGAAACAUUUCUCGCGAUCCUUAUUCAACAUGGAUCCCAUCCGAUACCCGCAACGGCUCUCGAUCUUCCCCACCCUUUGGCAAAACCGGUUCUUGUUCUGGGCUGUCAUGGCCGGGUUUAUAGUUGCUUUCCCUGUGAUCUAUCUUCCUGUCGUGAAUCAGCUUGUUUUCAAGCAUCAUGCCAUUACGUGGGAAUGGGGUGUCGUGUUUGGUUGCACGGCUACUUAUCUGCUUUGUGUGGAAAGUUGGAAGGCCGUCAAGCGUGCAUUUGGUAUUGGGAGUGGUAAAAACGCCAUUCUUACUUUGGAAGAUGCAGAAACUCGGGUUGGUCUGAAUACCCCGACACCGCUGUCGAUGAGUGCCAAUGCAAGUGUGGAGUUGAAGUGA